AUGGCCGAGCUAGUGAAGAACCCAAAGGAAAUGGAGAAAACACAAGCCGAGGUGCGACAAGUUGCAGGGGAACAUAGACGAGUCACAGAGGAGCUAUUGAGUACAAUGACACGACCACAGGCUGCCAUCAAAGAAGCUCUACGAUUGCAUGCACUAGUGCCAAUGCUUGUCCCCCACGAGGCGGUCCACAACACCAAGCUGCAUGGCUAUGAUAUCCCAGCCAAGACCCGGGUUCUCAUCAACGCGUGGGCGAUUGGCAGAGACGAAGAGUCAUGGGAGGAUGCAGAUGCAUUCAUGCCAGAGAGGUUUGUGCAUAGUACAAACUUUGAUUACAGUGGUAAAGACUUCUGA
This is a messenger RNA of Miscanthus lutarioriparius, 351 nucleotides long. NCBI's taxonomy places the organism in Eukaryota, Viridiplantae, Streptophyta, Magnoliopsida, Poales, Poaceae. The record is from the annotation of a GenBank genome assembly.